ACAGCAAGUUGGAAAGCCGUUGUGAGGCGAGUCGAGGGCGUGUAUAGAACUUUAAUGGAUAGUGUUGAGUUCCUGACAUUGCACACCGAUGGCUGCCUCAGUCUUGAAGCUUUUACACUUUCACUUGGCUGUGUGGUCUUCACUAGGAUGAUAGUGGUCGGUGACAGUUAGAAGCAUGCUUCCCACUGCUCUCCCUGACCCCGUUUGCCACCCAGGAUGUCUGUGAGUGAGAGCGCACUGUUUGCCUAUGAGUCUUCUGUGCACAGCACCAACGUCUUGCUGAGCCUCAAUGACCAGCGGAAGAGGGAUGUGCUGUGCGAUGUCACGGUCGUGGUGGAGGGCCAGCGGUUCCGAGCCCACCGCGCGGUGCUGGCUGCGUGCAGCAGCUACUUCCACUCGAGAAUCGUAGGCCAGACGGAUGCCGAACUCACCAUCACUCUGCCUGAAGAGGUGACAGUUAAAGGAUUUGAACCUUUAAUUCAGUUUGCCUACACUGCCAAACUCAUUUUAAGUAAAGACAAUGUUGACGAAGUUUGCAAGUGUGUGGAGUUUUUAAUUGUGCACAAUAUCGAGGAAUCCUGCUUUCAGUUUCUCAAGUUUAAGUUUUUGGACUCCACUGCAGAGCAGCAAGAAUGUGCCAGAAAAAAAUGCUUCUCCUCACACUGUCAGAAAGCAGACUUUAAAAUUUCACUCUCCGACCAGAAAGAUCUAGAAAUCGAUGAGGCAGAGGAGUUCUUGGAAAAGAAAAGUGUUCAGACUCCUCAGUGUGACCCCCAGAGGUGUCAGCGCAAUGUGAAAGCGUCACCCUCUCUCCAAGACAGUGCCAGCCAGACGUGCCAGUCCAUAUGCUCGGAAAAGGAUGGCACCCUGGCGCUGCCAUCUCUAUGCCCCAAAUACAGAAAAUUCCAGAAAGCGUUUGGAACUGACAAGAUCCGCACCCUAGAAUCCGGCCUCAAAGAUGUCCACGCUGCUUUUGUCCAACCCAAUGAGACAUCUGACCUGGAGUGUGUCGGGGGAGCACAAGGCUGCGCAGACUUGCAAGUGAUUUUAAAAUGUGAAGAAACGAAGCCAGCCAUGGAGAGCGAGGAGACGAAGCGCAGAGACCCCACCUCUCGGGGCCCCACGGCGCAGAGUGGCGAAGUGGCUCCCUUCCCGCACAAUUCUGCAGACCCUCACGGGCUCUACUCCCUGCCUCUCUUACACACAUACGACCAGUCUGGUGACUUGGGCUUCACUGGGGUGCAGAGUAAAACAGUGAAAACAGAAAAGCCUUUGCCAGGUGCGGAUGCCCAGGAAGAGAAGCCGUUUGGUGAAAAUCCCGAUUUGUACCUGAAAUCUGACGCGGGCCCCAAAGAAGACAGCAGCAGCCUUGCAUCCGGCGAUCGGAGUAGUGUGGAGAGGGAGGUGGCAGAGCACCUGGCCAAAGGCUUCUGGAGUGACAUUUGCAGCACGGACUCUGCUUGCCAAAUGCAGUUGUCACCUGCCGCGGCCAAAGAGGGUUCAGAACAGGGCUGCUCGCAAAGGCGCUCCGAGUGCCCCUGGUUGGGUAUCAGGAUCAGCGAGAGCCCGGAGCCGGGCCAGCGGACUUUCACAACUCUCAGCUCCGUCAACUGCCCUUUCAUCAGUACUCUGGGUUCUGAAGGCUGCUCCAGCAACUUGGAAAUCGGAAACUACGAUUACGUGACAGAGCCUCAGCAGGAGCCUUGUCCCUAUGCUUGCGUGAUCAGCUUGGGAGAUGACUCUGAGACCGACACAGAAGGGGACAGCGAGUCCUGUUCGGCCCGGGAGCAGGAAUGUGAGGUAAAACUGCCAUUUAAUGCUCAACGAAUAAUUUCGCUCUCAAGGAAUGAUUUCCAGUCCUUGUUGAAGAUGCACAAACUGACCCCAGAGCAGCUGGACUGUAUCCAUGACAUCCGCAGAAGGAGUAAGAACAGAAUCGCUGCACAGCGCUGUCGCAAGAGGAAACUUGACUGUAUUCAGAACCUUGAAUCAGAAAUCGAGAAGCUGCAAAGUGAAAAGGAGAGCCUGCUGAAGGAGCGAGAUCACAUUCUGUCAACGCUGGGUGAAACGAAGCAGAAUCUCACGGGACUUUGCCAGCAAGUGUGCAAGGAAGCCGCCCUGAGUCAGGAGCAGAUUCAGAUCCUCGCCAAAUACUCGGCCUCAGACUGCCCGCUUUCUUUCUUAGUGUCUGAGAAAGGAAAAAGUGCUCCUGCCGGUGAGCUUGCUUUUCCUUCAGCCUUCAGUGUGUCUGAUGUGCCUCCACCUGCACCACGUCCCUGUGGGCCAGGGAGCAGCAAGGCAGGCCAGGUGCAAGUGUCCCAGACAACCACGCCAACCACCGCAGCUGCCCUAGAGCAGGCCACACUGUUGGAACCCUGUCGGCAGAGUGGUGGCAUCUCAGACUUCUGUCAGCAGAUGACUGACAAGUGUACUACCGAUGAGUAAACCGCACGAGCACCCUUCAGCCCGUGGAUUUCCUCCGGAAGUUUUGGCAUUGUCCCGAGAGCCGCACCUGCCAUGUCUACUUGUUAGUAGCCCUGCUUCCCCCUGGUAGCUUUCCAUUGAGGGAAUUUCUCUUUUAAGAACCCUGAGUUCUCCUUGAUUUUCACAGGAGACAUGACAUGACUUACCUCUUGGAUGCUGAAAAAUCACAUGUGAAAAUAUAGAGUAAUAAUCUCCCAGUAUUCAAAAUACCUACCGCAGUGAGAACUGUGGUGUCCCUUUCAACAGCUUGAAGCAUCUGCACACGGUCCUCCUGGCCUGUGGAAGCUUGAUAAUCUACCUUUUGGCAGUAUACUGAUCAAAAAGAAAAAUUCUCCCCAAGCAGUGUGGUGGUGAUCUACCCAGAGGGGGCUGUCAGUGCUGAGAGUGUUUGUGUUACGUGGGAAAAAAAUCUUCUUUGAACUCUAACGCUCUGCUCCUCAGCUCCUACCAAAAUCCAGCGUGGGCUGGACCUGGUGACCCCGAGGCUGUCCUGGCAGGACAUAGUGAAGGGCCCCAGCUGGCCUGAGCUGGAGGCCUCCUCUCCUCAGUAUUGACUUCUGGCUGCACAAACAGUAGAUAAUGUCAUUUUCCCUGCUCUUUGUUCCCCUCUGUACUCUCUGCCAUGUCUAGGCCAGUUAGGAACUUUCUGUUCCCUUCUUGUCCCUUGGAGGAAGACAUGGGAGUUAGGCUGAAUGGCCUGAGUGUGCACAAGCUGGCCAGAACUGUAGUUGCCACAGAUCUGGAGAGCUUCACCCUGCGAGAGGCUUGAUGUCUUGCCGCAGGUCACCAGUGCCCAGGAGGGCAUUGGGAUCGGGUGAGAGGGAUGUCCACAUUGACCAGAGCGCAGCUCAUUGGCAUCCUAAUGAAGAGUGUGCUCUGUAAAAAGCCUUGUUGGAGCAAAGGUGGCUGCUCAGCUCUGCUGGCGUUAGAAACCAUAGAUUUCCGUCUCAGUCCAUUAUGGUUUGCACUUGAGAAGCAGGGUGACUCCUUUAAUCCUUCCCCCCGCUUUGGUAUGCUGUGGAGACACACACAUCACUUUGACUUGGACAUUGAGAAGUCAGCCUUGUGCUUAUUUAAUGUUGGUAGAAAAUGAAUUUAUAAUAAUUCGUCUGAGCAUCUACCCCAUAACAUUUUUGCAGUGAUUCUUAACUGUUCUGGAAUCUCACACUGCAGACCUCUGCAGUGGAAAGAAAACCCUGUAUAUACAGGUUCAGUAUCCCUACUCAAGGAAUGUGAAACGCCUUAAAGUUGUCAACGCUCUGAGUACAGCUGACACCACAUGUGGGAUGUCCCAAUCCUGAUCUCCGGAGGCAGGUCACAGUCAAAACAGGAUCUUCAGCAUCUUCUGAGAGCUUUGAGCUCUGUGUGUAAGGUACAUAGGAACUUCACCAAGACUUGGGGGGAGGGUCUUAUCGUUAAGCUGUCUCGUAGCAGUCUGUGGAAGUGGAUAUUUGAUAGUAGGAAAACUGAGGUGUGAAGCACCUCUGGUCUCACCCCCGCCCCCAUAAGGGAGCCUCUCAGGAUGCUCCCAGAAGCCGUUGUAGAGUCCUCUUUAAAGGAACGAGGAACAGUCCAUAGGACAUCAUCUCUCCAAGUCAGGUAUCUGAAAGAGACACUCAUCUCUACUGCAUGCCACAUCUAGUGGAGAUCCUAGAGAGAGAGGGUGGGGGUGGGGGUGGGGAAGGAGAGGGAGAGGGAGAGGGAGAGAGCACGCCAGAGAGCCACCCUGAGUGUGGUAUCAAGUCAGUCUAGUAGCAAGCUGAUGUUUGCUGUGAGAACAAUGGGGACCAGAAUCAAUCUUUCAUAAUUUCAUAGGAAGUUGUCAGAUGAUGCCCUUUUUUCUUGGGGUGCAGGGAGGGAGGAAGGAUAGUGUAUAUUUUAUCUUUGGAAGAGAAAAUUAAGUUGGAAUUAUUUCCUAGAAACUUGGAAAAGUCCACUCAGUUCGUCUGGGAGAGAAUGCUCACUGUGACCAGGCAUCGCAUGUUACAAAAGAGCUGUGUAUAUAUGUAUGUAUAUGUCCCCACGCAGCUAUCUGAUACUUGUAAUUUUAGAUUUCAACUUAACAUAAAAUAAUAUGAAAACUUCUCUGGUUUACAAAGUGUAAAAUCUUAUAGAAGCCAAUGGAACCCUCGAUCUCCUACCUCACUGUACACUCGGCUGUCUGUCAUCAGUUUUUGUGUGUACCUAAUGUCAAAUUUUUUUGCUUUAAAUGUAACUGUAAAUAUUUGCUUUUGGAAAGUUACUUACCACUUUAUGAUAAAAUGCAGUUCUCUCCUCAAUUUAAAGAUUUUUUUUUUUAAGACACUUGGUUUAGUCUCCCUAUGAACAGUUUAGCAUUAAGGGUUAAUUUUUAUGCUGUUUGGUAAUUGGCCAAGUGUAGUAUUUCUUAAGAUUUAGCAUUACUUUUAACAGCCAGCAUAUAAUACAAGUAACUACACUACCUCAUACCUAUGUGAUUUUCAAGUUGUAUUAGAUGGACAGGAAGGAUUUUACCUUUGUCUUUUGGCCAUAAGGUGGGUUGGUUUUCUGUAUAUUGCAUAGCAUUACACAUUUAUGCCUAUUUGUUUCAAGGAAAUAUUUUUUUGGGGGGGGGUGCCGAAGACAAAUGAUAGGAUCAUAUGUGUACAAUGUAUGCCUUUUCCUUCAUGCAGAGUUUUGACAAUGUUUUUAGUUUGUGUUUUGCAUAUUCACAAAUCAUGGCUCCUUGUUGUAUGAUCUGGCCUUCUCAAUGCCUGGUGAUUUUAUUUUAUUUUUUUAAAGUUGUUGUAUCUGACUCAAUACAAUAAUGUCAUCUUAAAUUUUUGCCCCUUAUUUGAAUACUAUAGCUACAAGCAAAUACUUUGUUAAAUUGUUAUAUUCAGAAUAAAUAUGGAUAUAGCAUUGAUUGUCCACCUGCAAGCUCUAUAACAAUUUACUGUAGCUUGAUGCUUAGCCAAUUUUAAGUUAGGAAUUCAACAUAUAUGACACAGGGGAUGUUGGAGGUGGCGUGAGGACACUCAGCCACAUUAACAAUUUGGAAAAAAAGAGAAGCAAAUGGCGAUGUUACAGUGAAUUCUCAGGUGAACCUUUCAGUUACAAAAACAUCUAUUUUGAAUUUGUAAAUAUUUUAACUGUUUUAUUAAGGCAUGUACUAAACUAUUCUUUGAUGCCUGUUGGGUGGAAUGAAAAUUUAAAGCCAUAAUGGUAAAAGAUGGCAUACUGAUUGUAAAAUAAACAGAUAAUAAUAUUGAUGUUUUGUAUCUUUCAUAAUAUAAUUUUUCUAACUUCAAUAAAACCACUGGACUUAUAUAUUCAUGUCCUAUUAAGCCCAUGUUUCAUUAGAAGUACACUUUAUAAUAUUUAAUUUACAUUGCCUUCCUGAUAUCCUUGUCUAAAUGUGUUGAAAUAUAAGUAUUCGAUGCUGAUGGUAGACUGACAGUUAAAUAAAGUUCCUAACCCUGCUUUUAAUGGA
This is a messenger RNA of Cricetulus griseus (Chinese hamster), 5935 nucleotides long. Lineage: Eukaryota; Metazoa; Chordata; Mammalia; Rodentia; Cricetidae. The record is from RefSeq and is a predicted model, not a curated record.